GUGACGUCACUUCCGGGCAGCUUUCGUUGCUCAACAGCUGGGACGAACAACAUCGCACAGAGAAAUACAGCUCCAGAUGAUCCAUUGCUGGAGAUCCAGAGCGAGCUGUGCUCCCUCCCUCUACUGAACACGUCCUUUCCCUCUUGCUCCUCCUUUUCCUCCUCUACAUCCAGCAGUGAUGCUUCCCUGCUGCACCUUCCUCUCACGCUACACCCACCAUCACCUGGUCACCUUCCUCCUCACCUUUUUUAGCUAUGUGUUGCUCCACGCCUCACGUAAGACUUUCAGCAAUGUGAAAGUGAGCAUCUCUGCACAGUGGACCCCUUCAGUGCAGAAUGGCAGCGCUCCUGCUUUUUCCCCUGGAGAGACGUGGGAAGAGAAUCGGCUGUUUGCAGAUGCUGGGGAGGCCACGCUGUUUCUGGGUGCCUUGGACACCAUAUUUCUCUUCUCUUAUGCCGUGGGUUUGUAUAUUAGUGGCAUCGUAGGUGACCGUCUGGACCUUCGUUACGUUCUGUCUUUUGGGCUGUGUGGCUCAGCUGUGGUGGAGUUUGUUUUUGGCACUCUGACAGAAUGGCUGCAUUUUUAUAACGUGUAUUUCUACUGCUGUCUGUGGGUGCUAAACGGCCUGUUGCAGUCUGCAGUAUGGCCCUGUGUGGUGGCCGUCAUGGGCAACUGGUUUGGCAAAUCUGGCCGAGGCUUUGUGUUCGGCUUGUGGAGUGCGUGUGCAUCAGUGGGGAAUAUUCUAGGAGCGUUCCUGGCCUCCAGUGUUCUGAAGUAUGGCUAUGAGUACGCUUUCCUGGUGACAUCAGUGGUGCAGUUUGCAGGUGGAGUAGUCGUGUUUUUCGGUCUGCUCACCUCCCCAAAGGAAGUGGGUCUGUGCGAAGGCCCUGUAACAGGUCUAACAACAGUGGAGAGAGACACGGACAGUCAUCGGCCACUCAUGAGUGACAAUGAGGAGGAUGAGGAUGAAGUGGUGUGUGAUGGAGGAUACUACUCCAUACAAAGGCAGGAUGAUGAGCCUGAGCCCCAAACCAAAGCCAUUGGCUUCUUCCAGGCCUUCUGUCUACCAGGAGUCUUACCUUACUCUCUUGCCUACGCUUGCCUGAAACUGGUGAACUACUCCUUCUUCUUUUGGCUGCCAUUUUAUCUGAGCAACAACUUUAGCUGGAAGGAGGCAGAAGCAGACCGGCUGUCUGUGUGGUAUGACGUAGGGGGGAUCAUCGGAGGAACAGUACAGGGUCUGAUCUCUGACUUCCUGGGGAAAAGAGCUCCUGUGCUGUGCAUUAGUUUGCUGCUAGCUAUGGGAGCUCUAGUGGGAUAUAGCCACUCUCCAAAUGACCAGAUUGUGAAUGGAGUUCUCUUAGCAACUACAGGUUUCCUCAUUGGUGGACCGUCUAACAUGAUAAGCUCAGCAAUCUCAGCAGACCUGGGUCGGCAGGAAGCUCUGCAGGGGAGUCAGGAGGCUCUGGCCACUGUCACAGGCAUAGUGGAUGGAACUGGUAGCAUCGGGGCUGCUGGAGGGCAGUACCUGGUAUCACUCAUCGAGAGCAAAUUAGGAUGGAUGUGGGUCUUCUACUUCUUCAUACUCAUGACGGGACUCAGCAUCGUAUUCAUCAUACCUCUUAUUGUUAAAGAGAUCCGCUCCAUGUGCAGAGACAGUCAAGCAAGGACACACCAGCUGUGAGAACGCAUCUCUGUUUAUAACCUCUCAUCUUGCCGGAGUUAAUAUGGAGAAGGUGGAGAGUAUGUCAGCUAAGACACUCAUUUUACGACUUUCUUCUUAUUUGUUUUUAAAGCUGCUUUUUAUUUACAAUAAUUAUCUUGUUUUAAAUUAUUAGUGCUAGAUUCCAUCAGUGUCAUUGGCAUUAAUAUUAAUAUAAUGCCAAUGACAGCAACUGGCAAUGGUGAAAUAUCAUCUGGACAAUCAUCAUAACUGAUCUGUUGACAAUAGACUUGAACAUUUAUUAUUGUCUGAUUUUUAGUAAAAUAAUAAUAAUAAUAAUAAUAAAUUUUAAAAAAACAUGCUUAAUGUAGACCAAAUGUAGAUCGGUGCAUGUCAGACUGCAGAACUGAGUGCACAAGUAAUAUGAUCAUUAUCUGUCUUUUAAGUUAACUGAAGUUAUUAAACAAUAAUUCUAUCUGAUAAAAUGUUUGGCCAUCCAGAGGCUGCUAGUGGCACAUGAGCCUCACAGUGAGGAACACUAAAUUAGACUGUAUAAAUCCAGCUAUAAUGAGUUAUCACUAUGUGUGUCUGUUCUUUCAUCCCAUGGGUUCUAGCCAGGGCUCCAAACCAGUUCGAGGAAUGAAAAUGAACGCUAUUUAGCUAGGGAAAAAAAACACUACCAAAAAUGUAAUCACCCAUAACUGCUUGAGAACAGAAUGACACAAACCUAAUUAUUUUUUAAAUUCCAUUUCUGAGCCCUGGCUCUAGCACUAACAUUUUAACACCAGAGCAGUUUGCGGUUGUCAAAGCCAGGGAUCGUGUGUGCUUUUCUAACAUGAGGGUCAGGUAUCAAAUUGGACCGACGUAAAUACAAAUACAAUACAACAAAUACAGACCUUUAGAACAUAUGUUUAAAGUGCCUUUAUUUCAGCCUGUAUUUUGAUCUUGGAAAAAUUUCAGCUUUUUGGCGUUAGAGAUUAUUUCUUUAAAAUUACAAAGGACUUGGCCUAUGUAGACAUUUAUUUAGCUUAUGCAAUAUUUUUUCAAUCAAUAUAAAGUGAGAUUAAUGGGUACGAAGAAUGAUUUUUUUUUUUGUAAUGUUGAACUGUGCUUUGCUUUUGAAACAUAAUAUUUAUGAAUCAUCUUUUUUUUUUCUUUUUAAAAUGAACUGAGAUUUUAUUGGCUGCUAUAGGGGCAGGGCAUGCCAUAGAUGUGCUCUGUGUGAGGUGGCUAAAUUACUGUCAAUCAUUCCACAUUUUAAUAGCAUUGCCUUUUGAAUAUUUUUUCAAUUUUUUUUGUUCUUGGAAUUUGUGAUACCCGUGACACCGUUCCAAAAGGGAUUUCAUUCAGUUGUUUUUUUUUUCUUUUCAAAGAAAAGCAGUUAGUGUUAAAGAUGUACUGUGUAGGUUUAUGUUAAGGUUUCGACCACUCGUAUGUCUGCUUCAUAAAUCACCUAGAGGGUUACAUUCAGUUGCCAGUUUAUAAGAUGACCUACCUUGUAUCUACACUAAAUGGCCAUUUUAUCACAUAAACCUGCUCUAUAAGUCACUUUGAAUGUGUACAAAUACUGACUGUAGCCAAUAUGUCACUACAGCACGUGACAUUUUGUCAUCCCCCAGUGGAAAGAGACCUCCACAGGACCUCAGAUAUUAUUUGGGUGGUGCAACAUUCUCAGCACAACAGUGACACUGACAUGGGUAUUUUUGUUUGGCCGAACGCAGCAGCGAGGUGUUUAAAAACUCCACCUGGUACACUCCACUCCACCAGAUACUCAGAAUGAUCCACCAUCCAAAUUAUAUCAGUGCUAGUCCCGUGCUGGUUUCUUUCCAUUAAUGGAUGGGGUAGAGGGGCUGAGAGAUGAGCUCCAGUCACUCACAAAAUGCACCUGUAUGGUUGGUUUACCUGAUAAACUGGCGACUGAGUGAAUUUUUCCAACUGUGAAGCAAGUAUUUAGAAUAAUUAUGUAUGUUACAUGCUGUAUGUUGUGCACAGUGAUUUUUAAGGUUUAAAAUUUUAAUCAAAUUUCACAUAUCUGUGUUUAGGCUAACUCUAACGUAUAUGUGGUGUGAUAUUCUGUCUGCAAUCCUAUGACCAAAAUAUUCAGACUUUUAUAUUUGCUUCCUUGUUUGUGUGAACAACUUGAACUGUUAAAUGCAGGAUGAUGAUGCACACAAAAUGCGGUAACUGGCAUUUAAACAAAUCUUUCAGAUUUUGGAAACUGCUAUAAAUAGUUAGUUUACUGCACAUUUCAUUUUUAUUAUUUUUCUAGUGCAUGCCCUCAGAUUUAAUGAAACAAAAAUGGAAACACUAUCACACACAGAUCACACACACAUGCAGUUGUGAUUUCGUAGAUCUAAUGGAAACUCAGCAUGGUGUCAUGCUUAUACUGUUGAAAUCAAGCUCAGGUUUAUUAUGGAUAUGUUUAUGUUGUGAUAAAGGAGCAGAGCUGCAGUUUUAACAUAAUAGCAAUUCAAUCUUUUCUUUUCUUCCUUUUUUUUUAAAUAUGAAAAAUUUUAUUUUAUAUGAAUGUUUCACAUUUGCACUUCAGAAAGAAAUGCCUAAAUAUUUCUGUUUUAUUUGCCAAAUGUUUACAUGUUCUUUUUUCUUUUCUUUCUUUUUUUUUUCUUUAUAAUGAAUGCCUAUCCUGUUUUAGAUAAAGAAUGCUUUUAAACACAUGCAAACACUUGUAUAUAAACACUUGCGGAUAAAUGUAUCAUGUCCAGAUACAAACUUUUCAUUUCACUAUAAAUGUCAAUGUCAUUGUUUACAUUAUAUUAAAAUAAUUAUGUUACUGA
Molecule: messenger RNA, 4458 nt
Organism: Pangasianodon hypophthalmus (striped catfish)
Lineage: Eukaryota; Metazoa; Chordata; Actinopteri; Siluriformes; Pangasiidae
Gene: slc37a3
Product: solute carrier family 37 member 3
Exons: 15
Coding region: 179-1684 (501 amino acids)
Biological process (GO): transmembrane transport
Cellular component (GO): endoplasmic reticulum membrane
Molecular function (GO): transmembrane transporter activity
Source: RefSeq, a predicted model, not a curated record